AAUUCAGUUUCUUAUUGAGCUGGCAUUUGUAGAAGAAGGCUGUGAGAUGUUGAAGUUGUGGGAAGUUAAUAUAUUUCAUUCGGAUUUGCACAAAAUCGUGAUAUGGAUAUUAGAAGUCAUUUAUUAACGUGUAGAAGCGAAAGAAGUAUUUUAAACAGUAUAUUUAAUGUGAAAAUAUAAGAAUGAAUGAGAGAAAAAUGUCAAAUAGUUUUAAAAGUUACGUAGGCUUUGAAGAUCAUGAUUCACAAUCACUGAACACAAGUGGUGAUGACUCUUUCACAGAACUAAACCCAAGACUGUUGCCUGGUGAGGUUGUGAUUGCUGAAGCCCAGAAUGUAUUGUUGUUUGCUCCUGUUAGUGAGCAAAAGCAGGGUAAAUCAGGAAGUUUGAGUGUUACAAACUUCAAGCUUGCUUUUGUUACCACAGAAGAAAGGCCAAAAGAGGAAAGUGGGCAGCAAAAUUUACUGUUGGGAGAAUAUGAAGUGUGCCUGUCAAAUGUGGAUGUGGUUUACCAGCUAGUAGGGGACAAGAAACGUCGACUUACGCCAGGCAAUAACGUAACUGGGAAAGUUAGAGGCCUCCAUAUUUUAUGCAAAAACAUGAAGGUGCUGUCAUUCAGCUUUAAGUUUUCACCUGUAGGACAUGGCAAAAACCUAACCAAUGCACUCUUACACCAUGCUUUUCCAAGGAGACACCAGCUACUUUUUGCAUAUGAUUACAGAGAACCAUACUAUAAUUGUCAGCGAGAAGUGUGUUCCUUCCGGGGUCUGGCUGAUUGGGAACGAGAGCUUUUGAGGACUGGUUGCCAGGGUUGGAGGUUGUCGGCUGUAAAUCAAAGUUUUCAGCUUUCCACUAGUUUACCUCAGUGGUUGAUUGUGCCACAAGAAGUAUUGGACUGGCAGCUAGGAGACGCAGCGAGGCAUUUUCGAGGAAGUAGGCCCCCUAUUUGGUGUUGGGGUUCAUCACAUGGAGCAGCUCUUGUGCGCAUGGCAGAUAUCCAUCCGACUAUCACAGACAGAGUAAAAGAAAAUGUGAUGUUGGAGAAUGUAAGAAAGUCUCAUCCUCAGCGAAGACAGCCAGUGUUGCUUGACUUAAGCAAAGACUUCCCUAGUCCUAGAGAUGUUCAGAUCAGCUACACCAAAUUCAGGGAACUGUGUGCACCAGAAAGUCUUCGUCUGUUUUGGAUACAAGAUAAUAAUUUCUUCUCUCUACUUGAGGGUAGUCGAUGGCUUCAAAUUGUAUCAGUGUGUUUGCGUAAAUCCAUUGAGGCUGCAGAAGCUAUUCAGAGAGAUGAAACAGUGGUUCUACAAGAGGGUGAUGGACGGGACAUGUGCUGUAUUGUGGCAAGCCUAGUGCAAGUUUUAUUGGAUCCAUAUUGGCGUUCAUUACGUGGCUUCCAAACACUCAUUCAGAAAGAAUGGGUAGUUCUUGGUCAUCCCUUUUGUACUCGCUUGGCCCAUGUGUUCAGUACUGAGUCUGAACAGUCACCAGAAUUUCUAGUGUUCUUGGACUGCAUGUGGCAGCUUCUCCAACAGUUUCCAGCUGCAUUUGAGUUUACAGAAACAUAUCUCACUACCCUUUGGGACUCGGCACAUGUUUCUGUGUUUGAGACUUUUCUGUUUGAUUGUGAACGUGAUCGCACCCUUGCCACUGCUGAUCCAAAUAACCGGCUUGUGUUAAGAAGUAUUUGGGAUUGGGGGGAGCAGUUCCCAGAACAGGACAUUGCACUGUUCACUAACCCACUUUAUGAGGCCUGUAGUCACUCACAACCAAAGGAAUUGCUACCGCACGGUGGGCUGUCAUCAUUGAGCCUCUGGAGACAGUGUUACUUCCGAUGGCUACCGCUGUUGGAGAUCCCUGGGGGUGGCCUGGCACAGAUAGACCUGCACCACCGUCAGCUGUCUGCAGAAGUGGCCGCCUUGCAGCGGGGUGAAUCUGCACCUGAACAGACUCUUACCCAAGUUGGCUCUUUCUUCCCAUUCAGCCAUGGUAUCACUCGACCUGGUGCUCUCCUUGCUAGUUCUUUAACACUGAACACAAGUUUCCUGCCAGGAGAGGCCUUUCUCGACUCUCAGUCAUUACUGAAUGCUCCCGACUGAGAUGUUAGAUUUCCGAUGUAGCCAGACAGAUCUGGAUACAUAGAUGUAGUAUCAGUGCACAAAAAUACAGUCAAGACCAGUCAUUUAAAAUAUCCUCUUAAGGAGUUACCUUAGGUUCAUGAAAAAACUGUCACCCAAAUCAGGGAUCAGACUGGUUGUGCAGUGCUUUGUGGGAUGAGUUAUGAAGACGUGAUUAGCCUACCAGCUUCAGCGCAUUAAAAUUAAAUUCAUACAUAAUUUGCCAUCAGUUAAAAAACAGUUGCAGUCGCAGUAGAGGUCAUGGAGCUGUUGUUGUCAGAAUAUGGGUUAUUUUUCUUGCACCAAAAAGUACUGAUUCCUAAAAGUAGUUGUUUCUAGUACAUUUGUACUCUCAGCAACUCAGUGAAUGUGUGUAUAUGAAGUUCAUUCUCCUUAAAGCACUAUCAUUAUGUUUGGAAUGAGAGACAUAAAUAAUUUGUGUAAAACUACAGUGAUAUUUUAUAAACUGCAUGACAGUGAAGACAUCCCUUAUUUAAGUUGCAAACUUCUGUUACCAACCUUUAUCAUGUGGCUAGACUUCGAACUUAUGCAUGUCACAUGAUGUUUGAAAUGGAAUAAGUAUGUCGUGUUUCAGGUCUGAGGGUCUAAAGUUGUGUUCUGUUGUUACUUGCAUUGCAUCCUCUUUUAGGCCAGAGGUUGAAAUUUGUGUGUGAUGAUACAGAACAGUUCCAGUUUCAGUUUUAGUGGUCCCUGACUUGUGUGAGUGAGUUUUCUUCAACCCAGGUGAGGAAAAAAGAAAGAAAGAAAAAGUUCUCAGGAAUACAAAAAUGUUUAAGUACGGCUGAGACUCGAAUGAAACACUGUGCUCUGUAUAGCAUCUCAAAGCUUUGCACUUUUUAAUUAGCAGUCCUUGACCAAAAUAAAUUAGAGUUUAAAAAGCUACACAAAAUAAAAAGUACAUUAUUUUAGUAUUUUCAAAAUAUUUCAGCAGUAAUUCUUUGGAGGUGACAUUAACAUACACUAGUUCAUCUUUCUUAUUCUGGGAAAACUUUCUAGUACUGCUAAUUAAUUUUGUAUUGCUUCUUUGGCUAGUACCCUAUAAUUUCACAAUAUCUAAAAAACAUGAAGAAAGGUACUAUGUUGUUGCCAGUGAGGUGUUUUAUUCUGUAUUGUGUGAUAACCUGGUAUGAAUACAGUAUGCAGUAUAUCAGGCACCACAUCACAGUUCCAUGAACCAAAGGAAUGUAUUAGUGAUAGGGAAGAAGAAGGACUUAUUCAUUUGUAUGCCAUAAUUCGGUAUGUUAUUUAAAGAUUAUAUUGGUUGUUGUCUUGUCUACAAAUGUGGUGCCACUCACUGUAUUCAGUUCCCUGAAGGAAAAAUAAUGCCUUCGCUGUAACAUUUUCUAAGUUUCUAAUUCCUUAGUUUCUGAUUUCAUAACCUAUAAUACUUUGAUUCUGUCAUUUUAGACUAAAGGAAAUUUUAUGGACAGUAUUUUCUUAAAUUUAUUAUUUUAUGCCUAUUUUUGGAAAAUAAAUCUAUAUGAAAUAUCUCUGUUAGCAUACUGAGUUUUUGAGGUGGUCUCUCACUUCAAGUGUUUUACAUUUUUCAGAAAAAUUAAAAUUACUUAAAAAUUUGUUGUAAUGCUAGAUUUAGCUGUGAAACAUUUUAAGUUCUGGGUGUAUUUGAUAAGUACAAAAUUUUCAAUUCAAUGAAACAUAUUUCUCUUUUUCAAAGACAAAAUUUAUUUUUGUCAUAAUUAUGAAGUUGUUAUUGGAACAGGCUAUAAUAAUGUUCCCUUUAAAAUAUAAUUUUCUAAAAGAUAAAUUCAUAUGCCAUAUUUUAGUAUCUGUCUGUCUCCAGAGAAAGAUAUUACAAUACUGAUUUCCAUGAAACACUGCCUUAUGAGAUUUGAGGUUUUUAUAAUGGUGAAAAUGUCAUUCUGUCAUCUGCAUUGCAACACCAGUAAACUUUUAGACACAUACCAACACAUCCACACAGUGUCACAAUCCAAUGACUAAGUUUGACACCAUCAUGCAAGUCUUGAUUUUGUUUACUGCAUUAAAUAAAGUUAUAUAAAACUGUCACCAGCAGCCACAGACAACAUAGUUCAGUGAUAUAACAGGAUGUCUCCAUGCUGUAAUCUGCUUUACACUUUGUAUUUUACUGAAGAAAUUAUGAGGCCAGUUACGAUAAUUAUAGUAUAGUACACAAAUUCAAUAUUCAUGGCCACAUCAUGAAUGGACUCAUGAUGACCUCCAAUCAAAUCAACUUGGGUUGAAAAUUUGGUCAUUCUGAAUAUUUAUAGUAGAAAGCCUAUGUUGGCAUAUUUUCUCAAUAUUUGUCACAGACAACUGUUCUGAAGAAUGAAAGUCUUUUUAUUUUAUUACAUAAAUGACUUAUCUGUCCAUUCUUUCAUUUUCAAAGACUAUUGUGAUGUUACAAAGAAUCAAUAUAAUAUUUUAAUUAAGUGUUGAAAUCAGAUGUUGGAAUGUUUAUAGAAGGCAAUACAUUUAUUUUUAUUAUGCAUAAGAUACUUUUAAGAAAUUUUGUCACUGUGUAUAUGUACAUUUCAGAAUAUGAUCAGUUGAAACAGAAAUAUAAAUUUCAGGUAAAAACAAA
Molecule: messenger RNA, 4698 nt
Organism: Zootermopsis nevadensis
Lineage: Eukaryota; Metazoa; Arthropoda; Insecta; Blattodea; Termopsidae
Product: myotubularin-related protein 10-B
Biological process (GO): phosphatidylinositol dephosphorylation
Cellular component (GO): membrane; cytoplasm
Source: RefSeq, a predicted model, not a curated record